UGGUGCUUUGGCAUUUGCAGGAGGGUGCAGUGCUUUCAUUUCAGGCCAAACUCUUGACCUAUUAUAAAAUAUUGCAUAUAGAGUAGAUAUAAACUCCUGGAUAAAAGAAGGAUGUCAUCGUGACAUGGACAAAUCAGUCUUACAAAGUGAGAAGCAGUGUGGGAUGACUGAGAGUGCACCCACAAUGGAUAACACUGAAGAAGAGGAGGAGUUCUGUGAUGCACCCGAUACCUUCCUUGACUGUGAGGAAGGAGACUCUCCUGAAACACCCCAGUCUGACUAUGUUCCUCCACCAGGAGAAGUAACAGUUCUCCAUGCUGGCACUGAGACUGUUUCUCUUGGCUUGACACCUGUUAGGUAUAAACUACAUAUAGAUUACUCCAGUGACACACAUGAAGGAAGUGUGACUGUGGAAGAAUCCAGCACUGUAGAUGUUGAUGGACUGCAUCCUGGGACUGAGUAUACUUUCAGAAUCACAAGGAGAGCAGAAAAUGGAAAUCAAAGUGAAACAGCUUCUUUAUCUGUCUUCACAGAGCCCAGCCCUCCUGCACAGAUUACAGUCUAUCAGGUCAACAAUGAGUCACUUUCUCUGCGUUGGGACACUCCUGCUGGUGAAGUGGAGAACUACAUUGUGACUUGUUGCAGUGAAGAAGAGAGCUGUGUGCAAGAGCUGACAACAGACACAAACAGCCUGACUUUCAGCAGCUUGAAGCCGGGGGUUUGUUACUCUCUCCACGUUUCUUCACAACUGAAAAAUGGAAGAAGAAGCAAGCCAGUCGUAACAUCUGUACACACAAAGAAUCAGCUGGAGACAUUAUUGGGGGAUCUGGGCUUGGAGCAGCACUACAAAGAGAAGCUAUCCCUGAGGACAAUACUUCAAAUUGAUGAGAGGACCAUUACUGAUGAACUUGUUAAGUGUAAUUCAGAUCUUCCGUGGUAUUUUCUGAAGAAACUGAUGAUGGUUAAUGUGACAGCUAGGAAUGUGAAAUAUACAUCAGUAUGUGAGUCAGCACAUGAGAACCUUGAUGCUAUGUCAGGGAAUACAAGGUUAGAUCUUAAGAAUCUGGUCAACAGUCCAAAUUCAGGUGACAUGCCAAACCCCCUCGACAUAAUCACUGCUCUCUUUCUGUGUUCUGAUGGUUUUGUACAGCAGGAAAUGGCACUCAAAAUGUCUAUGUGUCAGUUUUCUGUGCCUCUACUGCUUCCCAAUUGUGAAACAGAACAGUGCACACUCAUGCUGUGGGCCAUGAGAGACAUUGUUAAAAAGUACAGACCUCAGUCCCUUUCUGAAUCCAAGGGCUUCAUUGAAGACAGAGUUGUUCUCUCAGAUCUUCCGAUGAUAUCUUUUGUUAGACUGGGUGAGUGCUCCUUGUCCAAGUCAGAGAUUCUCAAUAAGCUUCUGAGCAAUUCUCAGCAGUACCAUGACACCUUUGUUCACCACGAUAUGGAGUGUGGUGACAGUCCGAGGAAAAUAUCCAAUGGAUUGGUUGAAAUUACUUGGUACCUCCCUUGUGGAAACAAAAACAUGGAUAUUUUCAGUGAGCCGGUUGCUGUAGCUAACCUUCGUGGGGACAUUGCAUCAUUUGAAACACAAUACUCUUUUUUGUGUCAGACAUCUGCUGCAGUUUUUGUGUUCUUUGACCAUUUGGACUCUGAGUGCAGGCUACUGACCAACCAACACUACAAGGCACAGAUCUUCUUGGUAUGUAACCAUCAGAGGGAGAGCUUCAGUCUAGAUGCUUUAGAAAAAGUAGCAACCGAGUUGGGCUUGACUAACAGCAACAUUAUUUUGAAGACUAAACACAUGAAUGAUGCAGACUUCGUCAAAAAUAUGCGGAAAACAGUCAGGGAUGUAGUUGAGAAAUCAGAGAUGAAGAUGGCAAUAGAGCAGAUGGCUGACAUUGCCCAUGAACUGGGAAUCUUGGUUGAUGAACACUCUCCAGAGUGCCAGACUGCCAAGAAAAAUGCAGAUGCCAUCACUGCAGAAAUUCAAGACACCCUUGAAUACAAAGAAGCUCAGCUUCCCUUGCAAGGCCAAAUAUGGAAAGAUUUGACUUGCUUAGAGAAGGAGGAAUUUCGGCUUCGAAAAGCUGGGUCUGAAAACAUAGAAAUGUACAAAAGUGAUCUUCAGGAACAGAAAACAAAACUUCGGGAAAAACAGAACUCUUAUGACAUGUCAAAUGCUAUGACAUGCUUCAUCGACGCAAUAUCAAGCCCAGGGAUAGAGAGGUGUUAUUUCCUGAAAUGGAUGCGAGUUAACCUCGAUAAUCUGUCUCGAGAAAAACUGUCUGGUCUCAGGGAGCAGUACAAAAAGAAAUGCAUGAGUUCUGAGAACAAAGAGGAGAUUAAAGACAUCGACAGAAAACUUUCCAACAGCUCACUGGGGACUGAGCACUUCUUCCGUGAAAUGGGUCAAAUCUAUGAAGCUUCAGUUUCCCUUCCAGAAACACACCCAUCACGUCAACAAUUACAGCAUCUUCCAGAACUCUGUGCAGGAUUGUUACUUGAUGGCUUUCCUCUUGAGCUUGUUGACGGAGAUGCAUCCAACAUACCUCUAAGAUGGGUGAGUGAUGUUCUCUCUCGGCUCAAUGACUUGGUGUCUCCUAGGAGCAAGAUAUUGGUAGUCACAGUUCUUGGAGUUCAGAGCACAGGAAAGUCCACUCUCCUUAACACAAUGUUUGGAGUGCAGUUUGCCGUCAGCAGUGGUCGAUGCACUCGAGGUGCCUUCAUGUUGCUCAUCAGAGUCAAUGAAGAUGUCAAAAAACUACUCAACUGUGACUUCAUGGUGAUCAUUGACACUGAGGGCUUAAAGUCACCAGAGCUUGCACAACUGGAUGAUAGCCAUGAGCAUGACAAUGAGCUUGCAACCCUCGUUGUGGGGCUGAGUGAUAUCACCAUUAUCAAUAUUGCAAUGGAAAAUUCAACAGAAAUGAAAGACAUCCUACAAAUAGUUGUGCAUGCUUUUCUAAGGAUGAAAGAGGUAGGCAAAAAGCCCAAAUGUCAGUUUGUUCACCAGAAUGUGUCAGAUGUUUCAGCCCAUGAGAAGAACUUACGAGACAGGAAACUGCUCUUGCAACAGUUAAAUGAGAUGACCCAGGCAGCAGCCAAAAUGGAAAAGAAAGAGGAGAACAAGAGCUUCACUGAUGUGAUGGAGUACAGUCCAGACACUGGGAACUGGUACAUUCCUGGACUCUGGAAUGGAAACCCACCAAUGGCACCAGUCAAUGCAGGGUACAGUGAAGCUGUAUAUGAGCUCAAGAAGAACAUCAUCCAAAUGUUGGGAAAUUGUGACUCAUCUGCUAAUGAUAUCUCUGAGUUUACAGAGUGGAUGUCAAGCCUGUGGAAUGCAGUAAAGCAUGAAAACUUCAUCUUCAGCUUCAGAAACAGCCUAGUGGCUGAUGCCUACAUGAGGCUUUGCACAGAAUUCAACAAAUGGGAAUGGGAAUUCAAAAAAGACAUGUACACCUGGGUCACAAAUGCUGAAACAAAAAUUUCCAAUUUCGGUACAGUUGCUGUGAAAUCUGAGAAACAUGAUAUGAGAGAACUUCUCACAAGUUUGAAAAGUGAAGCUUGCACACUGCUGUCUAAAUGGGAGACAAAGCUUCUUGAGAAUCUGAUUAAGUACUUCAAGCAAACAGAGGGUCAUGUCUACCUAGUUGAAGGAUACAAAGAGGAAUUCUCAAACAGUGCAAAAAGCCUUCGACGAGAAAUGGAGAGGUCUGUGUUUAACCAGCUUGAAGCCGCAGCUGACAUCAGACAGGGUAUGGUAAAGCUGGAUAGUAUUAAGGAGAACCACACAAAAGAAUUAGAGGGGAGGGUGUGUGCAUUAAUUGAAGAAUGUCGGGAUAAAAAACUCGACAUGACAGACACAGAGCUAGACAGUGAAUUUAAUGAGAUGUGGGAUAAAACUUUGAAGGAACUAUCUUUUUGUGAACAAAGGGUAACAGAUGUCUUCGCCAAUGUAUCUCACAACCUGAGAGUAAAUCUCUCACAUAAGGGGAGUCAUGCAAAUGAAAUACUGAAUAAAAAAGACCUGAAAAAUUGUGGACAAGUGCCUUUCAAAUAUAAGCCUACAGUUGAAGGAGCCUUCAACCAAUUUAAACACACUGUGAAAAAGUGGUUUAACAAAGAUCAAGUAGUGGCUAUACAACAAAUGGCUGACAGCAUCAUAGCUGCUUGUGAAGACUUUCUGUCACAAAAAAUGGUACGAAAAACCAAUUACCAUGAAACUUACAUCCAGGAGAUCCUACACAUGAUUGAUGAAAGGCUGCAAAACAAUCAGGAUGUUACAACGGACAUUGAGUUUGAGGUUUCUCUAAAACAGCACAUCUGUGGUUUAGCAGCCAGAACAUUUCAGAAAAUGCAUGAAGAUUUCAUACAUGUGAAUGAUCCUUACAGAUGUUUGAAUCAAAACAAAGAAAAAUUUCAGACUGAUUUUAUGGAUGUGUUCCAUGAACGAGACCAGUGCCAGAAGAAGGCAGAAGAAUUCACUGACAGAUGCUUGAAGCCUGCAGUUGAAGACUUUGUCAACCGCUCCUUGGGUCCUGACAUCAUUGGUGAAAUGCUGACAUGCCAUCAGUUCAGCACCCGAAUGUUCUUCCAGUAUGCAAUUUUACUGGAUUUGCUCUCCGAGGAUGAUUUUGAAAACUAUUUGAGCUACAUUUGCUCAUAUGAGGAUUAUGUAAAGAAAUGGACACUCAGCCAAAUAAUGGAACACUUCUAUGACCCAUCUACAACGUUUCAGUUUGAGAACCGACAUCUUCAGUUUAGUAUCAACAGCAUAAACAAUGCCAUCAACAAGGCCAAAACAGGAAAGAGUGGCAACUUGAAGACAUUUGUGGAAGAUAUCUGCAAGGAACUUGGUGAUAAACUGGUCAUUUCCCAGGAUGCUCUUGGUGCGUUCAUGAUCCUGAACAAUGCUGACAAGGAACAGUUUGCUCGCUGGCUCACAGAAUGUGUGAAGGAAAUGGGACAAGCUCUUAUCGAAAAGUUAAAAGAAGACAACAUCCAAGUAAAACUAAUAAAUCUCCAUGUGCAGCCUCAGAAUGAGCUUUUCACUAAGGUGAUUGGAUGUGGUAAACAGUGUCCAUUCUGCAAAGCGCCUUGUGAGGCAGGAGGAAAAGAACAUACUGAGCACUGGACUUCACUGCAUCGGCCAGAAGGUCUUGGUAGAUACAGGUGGAACAACACAGAAAAACUUGUCACUGACAUAUGCUCUUCUUCUGUGAUCAGUGACGUGCGUUUUCGCUCUUUUGCUACAGGACUUCAAUGGCACCCUUACAAGUGUUACAGAGAAAUUUACCCUGACUGGAAAAUUGCUCCAGAUGUAAGCCUUGAGGCAUCAGACUACUGGAAAUAUGUAUUUGCAAGAUUUAAUAAGAAGUUUUCCAAAACAUAUGAUGCAAAGCCUGCUGAUAUUCCCACAUCAUGGAAACAUAUCACAUGUAAGCAGGCAGAAUCAAGCCUGAAAGAGUCAUUUAACGUCAAGUGAGAGACUACAUGCUCUGUGUGUUACAGAGAUACACACUCUUCUCAUGACAUUCAUUCAUUUAUCCUCUUUUCAUGGAUACUUUGUUUGUUUGUUUUAUAUAAUGUAGAAAACAGACACAAGUAGUAACAUACUGUAUAUAUGAUGACAAGGUUGACAAUACAGAUAUUUUGCCAGUACCGCAGAGACAUAAGAGAAAAUCACUACAUGUAGUGCUCACCUCUACCUGAGACUGACUUUAACAUGUUUAAUAAAAAUAAUCUGCUUGAACUGUAUGUUGAUAAAGACACUUUUAAAUACUUUUUGAUAAUGAGUCAAUGUGCAUGUUCAGAGCACGUUAGUUUGAUUAUAUCUGAGUUUGCAUUUUAUGAUUUUGUGUAACUGAUGAAUUUCAUUAUAUUUUUGUACAGUGAUGUACACAAUUUGUCAAAGCAACCAGGUGACAGAAAAAAGUGUUUUUUAAUUCAAAUGUAAUAUGAUAUGCAAUGUUUUUUUGUUUUUUUUUCAGUGAAUUGUCCGAUGCCAAAUAUUUACCUUUCUUUGAUGAAUUAAAAGAUCAUUCAGUCUAUAUGUGGUAUUGUCCACAUGUAUAAAGAAAGGUGUUACGGCCCCAAGUUGCUCUAGAGGGAGAAAGGAGUAACAUAAAACUAGCUGAAGAAUCUGAGGAGUCAGUGUGUUCAGUCUUGAAAUCUUUUAUUGCCAGAUGAGCAAGAUUAAAUGCAAUGUCAGGGAAUUUUUAAAAAUCAAAUUAAGUAUAUGUCUUUUUUAAAACUCAGAAUUGUUUUUGUUUCUGUGAAGUAUGUAGUACCAAACAUUUACAAUUUCAUAUUAAUCAAAAUAUUAUUCAGUCUAUAUGUGGUAUUUUAUUGUCAACAUGUAUGCUUUUCUUACUUCUGUUAACUGAUUGAAUAAAGACACAAAAUCAGCAAACUGGCUAUGAAUGUCUUUAAUGUUUCCCAGAUCAGAAUCACAGCAUACAGUGUAUAAUAACUUCUAAAGUAAACAGAAAUAUCAUCACCUCAUUUAUUUAUAUAGUUUUACUUUACUUUUUUUAAUAAUCAUCUUUUUUAAAACUCCAUUAUUUAACAUUUUUCUUCAUCUCAAGUCUCGGGUUUCUGAAUUCAACAAAGAAUGUAAAAACAAGACAACAGGUGCAACUUCGCAAUGGAGACCGAGCCGCAGGUUUUCGUGUGUGAGUCAGUGUGCGUGUGUCACUGUCUGUGUGUAUGUUUGCCAUUGUGGGGCGUAAAUCAUGUGCUUCCAUUCACCAUCGACCUGACACAAGAUCUCAGAGUGAUGGAGUGCAUGAAACAAAGUCAUCUUGCUUUGAUUGGCUUACUGCAGUUUACAGGUGUUGAAAUACAAACUAUCCAAAUUGUAGCCCCAACUGUGUGAACCACAGGUCACUUUAUACAGUAAACAGUGCUGAGUGUGUGUCCACAUCCGUCUAGUCUGGUCCACUGUUUAACACACGUACUCAGAGUCUGCAAGUGCACUGGACUUUUCAGAUUCCUCAACAUUUCACCCAUUUCUCAACUGUUUAACACACAAAACUCCUUUCUGCUACAUCACAUCACUGUACGGUCAACACCACCUCCAUAACCACAAUGCAACACAGUGUGUGGAAGGAAAACAUUGGACCACCUGCGUGAUCCCAUGACUGUAUGUGAGGCAUCUUACGGUAUCAAAGCCCUCAUGUCUGUCCCACGUGUGAUUAAGUGGCUACAUGUAAACACUGCUACAUGUGGAGUGAGAUAACAUUUAAUUGACUGCAUUUGUGUUUAGUGUCUCAGUUUAGAAGUCCUGACCAUGAAUCACUGGCCAGUUCCCUACACCACCGUUACAUUAGUUAGCUGGCAAAAAGGCAAAGCUGGCAUCUAUCAGUGCUCUUAGCCUCUAAGAUGUUUCCAUAAAUACCUGGUAAUCACACAGAUCACACAGCACAGAUUCACCAGGAGUAUGCUUAAAUCACAAGAUAUAUUUUAAAAUGAAAGUUUGUUAAAGGCUUUAACAAAAAAGGGGAGAAAAGAUCUAGCUACCACAAUCCCAUAACAAAGAGCAAUGAAACCAUUGACUUAAAAUGUAUUUUUCAAAUUUUAAAAUGUAAUAUUUAUCAGAAACUAACAGAUGCCAACCACAUGAUGAAUUUCUGCUACAGUGACUUUCCUGGUUAGGAACUGUGAUGCUACAGGAUGCCCACAUGAUAAUGGGCAACAUGAUGACAAGACAAGGUAAAGAGAAAAAAAAAAGGUCUAAUGUCAUGAAAAGUGAUCAUCUGUAAGCAUUUUUUUACUCAGCAGUGAAACCUCAAGCUAGUGGUCAUUUCAUUGCAAACUGCACCUGUUGUCUUUUGUUGUCACAAAAUAAGCAUUUCAUUCAUUCACUCAAAAAAAAAAGAAAAAAGAAAAACAAACAAGAAACUUAAUAUUUACAAAUAUUUUGU
Messenger RNA from Thunnus maccoyii (southern bluefin tuna), 7931 nucleotides. Its product is annotated as interferon-induced very large GTPase 1-like. NCBI's taxonomy places the organism in Eukaryota, Metazoa, Chordata, Actinopteri, Scombriformes, Scombridae. The record is from RefSeq and is a predicted model, not a curated record. Gene Ontology annotation, molecular function: GTP binding; protein binding. Bases 125 to 5491 code for a protein of 1788 amino acids. The transcript has 6 exons.